AUGAGCAGCACUCGGGAGCUUAGUACAGCUUGUGCAGAACAGAAAGUUGUUUCCAGGAAGUCUUCUGCCUUAUUGGAGUCUUUUAGUAUGGAGAGCUUUGAGAUCCUUGCUGGAGAAAGCAUUCCUGAAUUUGUGGAAAAACCUUGUCCACUGGCAACACCCGAGGGAGACAAAACAAUAUUCUGACCCAAAGUUAAAAGAAAACCAAAGCCUAAUGCAACAUGGAAAAGAGAGAGCGGGUACCAACAGAAGAAGGAUCCAGAAUAUGAUACAGAUAACUACAAGUGUAUAGUGUCCGAUACCCACACCGAUGCUAUCUACACAGUAUCUUUGAUCAUGACUAAAGAUAGACAAAAUGGAGAGUCUUUGCAGGGCAAAUUUGCUUUAAGUAGAGUGCAUAUGGGUACAAAAUACAUGCUGUGCAUCACCAAUGUGAAUGGGAAAGACCUAGGCACCUACAAGAAUGUGGCUGAGAAGAAACUCUCUGUUAUGCUUGGAAGUGAACUUUGCUCAAACAAUGUUACAGGACUUGGGAAACUGAAACCACUGAAAGUGACUGAAAGACAGACAGCAGUAUUUGAAAUGUGCCUGCCAAAGAAAGUGCAAAACUUCACCUUGAAGUUCAAUGGNAAAGAGUUGAAGUGGGAUGAUAAGUACGAAAUCAUCACAUCUGAUGAUGGAUUGGCCCACACUAUGAAAACUGAGGGUGUUCUGUCCAGUGACUUUAAAGAACUCAGUGUUGAGACUGGAGAUCUAGUGCAGAACACUCCACUCUUCAUUGAUCGGAUUCCAAUUCAGUUCAUCAGCAAUCCCAAGAACACCCAAGUGAAAAAGAAGGGAAAAGCCUGCCUGGAGUGUGUGCUGACUUCUGAACGUGUCACCCUGAAGGGGAUGUACAUCAUGAAGCAUGAAGGGAAGAGAGCAGAGCUUAUCAUUAAUGCUGCUGAGCUGAGUGACUCAGGAGAUGGCACAGCGAUCAAGGCUGUGCAAGACAGUGAUGCUAAUGAGCAGUACAGCAGUGCCAGUGUAACUGGAAGUAAUGGGGAUCCUGCCAAGCUCUGUGUUGUCCUGAGUGGCACAAAGGUGGAAGGAAUAUGGCUUAAUGACGGCAAAUAGAUUACGCACAUGAAAAAGAUCUGGAUAGUGAAGCAGGGAGCCAUCCACAAAUUCAUCAUUGACAGAAUGGGAGAGGAGCGUGAAGGGAGGUACAUGUUCAAAGCCCAGGGGGCAGAGAGUGGAGCAACAGUUGCCAUUGGAGAUUCUCCUGUUAUCGAAGAAUCUGUACUCAAGCUUUUUGCUGCACACAGCCUUACUGUGAAGACCAAGCACAAGGUGCCUUUCAAGGCAAAGCCAAUGCCCAAAGUCACCUGGUUCAAAGAUGGCAUUGAGGUGACAGAGGAAGAGAAAGUGGUGAUGGAGAAAGCCAGUGAUGCGUUACUCACAAUCAAAACCUGUGUAAGUGAAGACAGUGAAGCCAUUAUGCUGAAUCUGAAAAAUGACUGUGGCUUGGCUCCUGACAAUCCUUACCUCAACUUUGUUAACAAACCAAAACCCCCCCAGGGGAAAGCAGAGUUCCUUAACACAUGAGGAAAAUACAAAAUGAGAUGGAAAGCACCCAAAGGCAAUGGAGGAAAGCAGGUGAGUCACUUCGUCAUCAAGAAGAGGAUGGCUGGAAAGAAAUUGUGGAUCAAAGUAGGAGUGGUGGAGAGCAACGACACCACAUUUGCUACAGAGAAGGUGGAGGAAGGGAAAGCCUACUAAUUCAGAAUAUGUGCCAUCAACUCUGAAGGCCUCAUCAAGCCCCUGGAAACAGAAGACAUUUUUGCUGGAGAGCCUAUUAGCCAGCUGUUUUUAAUGUCUCAGCCUCAAGUUGUAGAUGUCAGGAAGGAAGAUGUCACCAUUACCUGGAACUUCCCAGCCCAAGACGGAGGCUCCACAGUGCAAAGUUACGUCAUAGAAGAAAGGAAGAAAGGCAGCAAUCUUUGUGUCUUGAACACCAAGGAGCCAGUCCAAGGUACCAGAUUCAAAGUGGAUUGUUUUCUGGAGGAUACAGAUGAGUUCCAUGUGAUAGCUGUGAACCGUGCAGGCCCUGGACUUCUCAGCAUGCCCUCAACCUCCGUUGCAAAGGAUCCCAUCAAACCUCCAGGGCUGCUGAAGGUGCUGGAUUUUUCCAACUCCAGCAUUUCCUUAGCCUGGCAGGAGUCAGACCAGGGAGAUGUGCUGUCAGGAUACAUUCUAGAGAUGUGAGCUGAGGACACCAAGAAAUGGACAAAAUGCACCAAGAUCCCUAUCUCUAGUACCACUUACACUGUGGGAGGCUUGCAGGAGAGCAAGUACUACUUCUGAACCUGAGCUGUGAAUGAAGCUGGUGUGAGAGAAGCAGUGGAGUUACAGGAAGGAAUUCUAGCAAUGCCACCUCCUCCCCGCCCCAGGUUUGAUCUGACUGUGAGGCUGAAGAGCCCCAUGGUGGUUUGUGCUGGGACAGCACCAUGCAUUCAUACAUCUUUGCCUGGCUCCCGACCACCACCAGUGAUGUGGCAAAAAGAAGGCAUAUCAACAAGAGGGAGGACAAGAACCAUUGCCAGCCUUAUCCACAGCACCAAGAGAUUUGUUUCUGACCUGUACCAGAUUAUCCUCAAGAAUAGUUUUGGAGAAGCCCUUUACGACAUUCAAAUGCAAGCUGCAGAUUUCCCCUGACCACCUUCUAAUCUGCAGCUGGUUGAAGAAGUUCCAAACACUGUGACCCUAAAUCAUAGCUCAGAUGUAGAAGAUGACUAGCAGACUGAUCAUGGUGUCCUGAAAUGUGAUGUCAGUACUGCCACGUGGUUCACAGCCGCAGAAAAGGUCUACAGCAACACGUAUACUGUCAGAGGCCUGCUCCCAGGGAGGAAGUAAUUCUUCUGAGUCAUUGUCUGCAGUGACACUGGGGACACUGACCCUCUGGAUUCACAGGAGCAGUGGUACAUCUCCAAAGACAGAGCUUCCUGUUUUAUGGCCCCACUGAAGAACCACAGCAUGAGUCAUGGCAACAACUGCACCAUGAACUGUGCUUUCAUCAGCAACCCCCACCCAGCAGUGACCCUGUACACGGGCAACGUCAGCAUCACAUCCAAGUCUAAGUUGUAGUUCAACUCAGCAAAUAGCAUCUGUCUGCUUAUGAUCCCUACAACUUGCAGCUGCAAGCUGAUCAUCUGUGGGCCACGUUGUAAGAACUUACCUUCAUAUCCAAAAAACAGCCUAACUCUGACAUUGCAUUAAAAAGAUGAUAAAAGCCUCCUGGACACAGUGACAGAAAGUUUGCAGAAGUCAAAACACAAGCUGUAA
This is a messenger RNA of Nipponia nippon (crested ibis), 3324 nucleotides long. NCBI's taxonomy places the organism in Eukaryota, Metazoa, Chordata, Aves, Pelecaniformes, Threskiornithidae. The record is from RefSeq and is a predicted model, not a curated record.